This is a messenger RNA of Penicillium argentinense, 3249 nucleotides long. Its product is annotated as beta-glucosidase. Gene Ontology annotation, biological process: glucan catabolic process. The record is from RefSeq and is a predicted model, not a curated record. The transcript has 3 exons. NCBI's taxonomy places the organism in Eukaryota, Fungi, Ascomycota, Eurotiomycetes, Eurotiales, Aspergillaceae. The coding region runs from base 1 to 3249 and encodes 1082 amino acids. Gene Ontology annotation, molecular function: beta-glucosidase activity.
AUGGCCAGAUCCCGCGCUAAGGCCGAUGCGCGUCGCGGUAAAUACGAGUCGCUCGAUAGCGAGAUCCCUGACGAAGCGACCGAUACGCCUGCGAGUCCGGAGUACAGCUCCGGCGCCAAUGCGAAUGCGAAUACUGUGAGACCACCGCCGAAUACUGAGAAGGACCUACCGCAUCCUGACGACCUCGAUUUGUUGUCGUCUGGCGAUGAGCUCGAGAACGUGACCAGUGCCGACGUCAAGCUCCUACCCUUGCCUCCGCAUGAUACGAGAAAAGGACCGGUACGUGGUCGAUAUGCGCACGGGCAUGGCUCGGUCAGAUUCGAGACGCCUGGUGAAAGCUCGUCGAGUUCGCGGGAACCAAGCCAAAGCGAAGGAGAUGCAGUCCCCGUGCCGACGGAACAGCGAGAUGUCGGGAAGCGAAUUGAGAAAUUCCUUGAGACGGAACGACGGAAUGUUCUCGCGGAGGCGUUCCGGACGGAUAUCGAGGAUGCCAAUACCGACUUUGUGCUUAGUGAUGAAGAGGAUGACUACGGGGUUCCAUUGAAGGACGAGCCGAAGUGGAUGUCUAGAUGGCGUGCUGUGUUCGGCCAGCGGUCCUGGUGGCACAUUCUCUUCUUUGCUGUCGCUGCUAUUAUGGCCAUGUGGCUGGCCAUGAAAGGACUUGUUUGGAUCCGUGGGGAGAGGAAUGUGGAGGGUAACUAUCACUCUGUGCCUUGGUAUCCUACUCCGCUGGGCGGUACGAGCCCGGCUUGGAGGGAGAGUUAUCAGAAGGCAAAAGGGAUGGUUGAGAGGAUGAGUCUAAUCGAGAAGGUCGGCGUUACGACGGGAACGGGCUGGGAGAUGGGCCUUUGUGUGGGCAAUACUGAAGCUGCUGCGUCUGUUGGCUUCCCCUCCCUGUGUCUCCAGGAUGGCCCCCUCGGCCUACGAUUCGCAGACAACAUCACUGCAUUCCCUGCUGGUAUCACGACAGGAGCUACAUGGAACCGUGCUCUGAUGCGGGCUCGAGGAUCCUCCCUCGGCCGGGAAGCUCGCGCCAAGGGUGUGAAUGUUCUCCUCGGUCCAUCCAUCGGUGCAAUGGGAUUGAUGCCAGCUGGUGGUCGGAACUGGGAAUCCUUCGGGUCUGAUCCUGUUCUGCAGGCUGUUGCUGCAGCCGAGACUAUCCAAGGCAUUCAGCACAUCGGUGUGAUGGCCACAGCGAAACACUUCGUUCUCAAUGAACAGGAACAUUUCCGUCAACCAAACGAGGGAAGUGCCUAUGCUGUCUCAUCUAACAUCGACGACCGUGCCCUCCAUGAGGUCUUCGUUUGGCCUUUUGCAGAGAGUAUCCGAGCGGAUGUUGCCAGCGUGAUGUGUGCAUAUCAACGGGUCAAUAGCAGCUAUUCUUGUGAAAACAGUAAACUGCUUAACGGGAUCCUCAAAGAUGAACUCGGUUUCCAGGGCUUCGUCCAGUCUGACUGGCUAGCACAGCGGUCCGGCGUGCAGAGUGCUCUCAGUGGCCUCGAUAUGAGCAUGCCCGGUGAUGGUCUUGGAUGGGCAGAUGGUAAAGCUCUUUGGGGACCGCAAAUGACUGCCGCAGCGCUGAACACAUCUGUCCCUAUGGACCGCUUGAACGAUAUGGUAACUCGUAUUGUUGCAUCAUGGUUUCAUUUCCGUCAAGACCUAUGGGAGGGCGGCCCCAACUUUUCAUCGUGGACAAACGAGACGAUGGGCAGACUACAUCCCGGCAGCCCAGAUGAUGAUUCCUGGGAGGCCGUCAAUCACUUCGUCAACGCGCGCAAGUCCCCUGGAUCCAAGCUGCAUUCUGAUGUCGCUCGACAAGUUGCGGCCGAGGGCACCGUUCUCUUGAAGAACGUGAACAGCACACUCCCGCUCUCUCGAAAGGUCUCCAGCCCGAAUGGAAAAUAUCGUAUCGGUAUCUAUGGCGAAGAUGCAGGUCCUGGAAACGGACCUAACGCUUGCGCUGAUCGCGGCUGCAAUCAGGGAACUCUCGCCUCGGGCUGGGGCAGCGGCGCCGUGGACUUCCCCUACCUCGUCAGUCCCUGGGAAGCUCUUAAAUUCGCAUGGCCAGCCGACAAGGUCGAGGUCAAAGACUACCUGACCAAUAAUGUCGCCUACGAAAACCUGCUCGAGCAAGACCUGUGCAUCGUAUUUGUAAACUCCGACGGCGGCGAAGGCUUCAUCCACAGCGACGACAUCAACGGUGAUCGCAAUGACUUAUUCUUACAACGCAACGGCACAGAACUAGUCGACGGCGUCGCACGACAUUGCGGAGGUGGCCGAGGCCGCACCGUCGUCGUGGUACACUCCGUCGGUCCCGUCGUGCUAGAGCCCUGGAUCGACCUCCCAGGCGUUCACGCCGUUCUCUACGCGAACCUGCCCGGCCAAGAAAGUGGCCACGCCCUCGUCGACGUGCUCUUCGGUGACGUCGACGCCAGCGGCCGUCUGCCCUACACCAUAGGUCGAUCUCUGGAGGACUACGGGCCUGGUGCGCAAAUCCUGUACGAGACCGACGAUCGUGCUCCCCAGAUGGACCUGAGUCAGGGUUUGUACAUGGAUUAUCGAUACUUUGAUCGGCACAACAUCACGCCGCGCUAUGAGUUCGGUUACGGACUUUCCUACACGACCUUUGAGUUCGCAGAUCUUCGCAUCAACCCCCUUCAGGAGAAGUCUCGGCUGCCGCAUUCGCGCGUCGAUAGCGAUAUCGAUCCCCCUUCCUACCCCCGACGCCGUGAACGGGCGGAGGACUGUCUCUUCCCGAAGGACCUGAAGGUUCUUUCCAAAUACAUCUAUCCCUACCUACGCGAUACAUCCGGCACCGAAAAGGGCGAAUACCCCUACCCAGACGGCUACGACACGAAACAAAAACCAUCUGAGGCAGGAGGCGGACUGGGCGGAAAUCCAUCUCUGUGGGAAGCCAUGCUCGAACUCUCCGUUAAGGUAACCAACACCGGCAAACGGGCGGGCAAAGAAGUCGUCCAGAUCUAUGUCUCCUUCCCAGACGAGGUAGUCGAACACCGCGGCAUAAGCUGGACGCGCGAAAAGAUCGACUUUCCCGUCCGUGUGCUCCGCAACUUUGAGAAAGUGACUCUCGAGGCGGGCGAGAGCACCGUCGUCAAUAUGACACUCUCGCGGAAGGAUCUCAGUUACUGGAGUGUUCGCGCGCAGAACUGGGUCCUGCCUACAGAUGGCGCGUUUAAAAUCUGGGCUGGACGCAGUUCUCGGGACUUGCCGCUCGUGGCUGACUACUAG